Messenger RNA from Cavenderia fasciculata, 2967 nucleotides. RefSeq names its product armadillo-like helical domain-containing protein (gene xpot). Gene Ontology annotation, molecular function: small GTPase binding; tRNA binding. The record is from RefSeq and is a predicted model, not a curated record. NCBI's taxonomy places the organism in Eukaryota, Evosea, Eumycetozoa, Acytosteliales, Cavenderiaceae. The transcript has 8 exons. Gene Ontology annotation, biological process: tRNA re-export from nucleus. Gene Ontology annotation, cellular component: nuclear matrix; cytoplasm; nuclear pore. The coding region runs from base 1 to 2967 and encodes 988 amino acids.
AUGGAUGAAUUUGAAACUGCAGUGACCUAUAGUUUCGACCCAUUAAUUGAAGAGGACCUAAAACAAAAGGCAUUGCAAUACACAAACAACGUAAAGGAAUCACCAGAAGGAUGGAAGUUUUGUCUUGAACGAUUAUUCAAAACAAACUCUGUUCAUGUUAAGUUCUUUUGUUUCCACGUAUUUCAAGAUUUAAUAUUACACAAACAUGCAUCACUUUCAGAGUUUGAAAGAACAAAACUCAAAUCAACUUUGAUUGAUUGGGUAAAAAUACAUUUAACAAAAAAUACAGAAGAACUUGCAAUUAAAAAUAAGUAUGCACAGAUCGUUGUACUAUUAUUUAAACAAGAGUAUCCUGAACAAUGGCCAAACUUUUUUAAUGAAUAUUUAUCACUCUUGCAAGUAGGAGGUGUCCCCGCUAUUGAUAUCUUUCUCAGAAUAUUAAAGGCAAUCGAUGAAGAAGUAGUUUCUUUUAAUGUACACAGAUCAACUACAGAAUUGGCUCAAAAUACUCAAAUUAAAGAUUCAAUGAGAGAAGGAGCAAUAAAAGAUAUCGUAAAAUCAUGGUAUGAUAUAUUAAUGGUUUAUCAUAAAACAAUGCCACAACUUGCAAAAUUGGCAUUACAAAAUAUUAAAUAUUAUGUUGGAUGGAUUGAUAUUAAUUUAAUAGUAAAUGAUAAAUUUAUACCAUUAUUUUGUCAAUUAUUAAACUCUAAUGCUUUACGUGAAGAGAUAUGUGAAUGUUUUAAAGAGAUUAUAAACAAGGGUAUGGAUUCAAAGGCAAAGAUGUUGUUGAUUCAACAAUUACAAAUCAAAAAUAUAGUAAAAUUUGUAGUAUUGGACGAUGUCGAUUUCAUUGUUAAAAUUGGUAAUCUCGUCAAUCUAACGGGUAUGGAGGUAUUGAGAAGUUUGGAAUCUCAAUCAACAACAACCACCAGUGCUACUGCUGCCUCUGCACAACAAACCAAUGGAAACCAUUCAAAAUCAAAUGGAACACCCGACACUGCGACCACCAAAAAGGUGUCAUCACCCAUUGUCGAUCCACAGGGUGAACAAUUGCUCGAUGAAAUGUUGGGAUUAUUGUUUGAAUUUUUAAACAAUGAAAAUAAUGAAGUAUCAUCAACUGUUCUUGGUUUCUCUGCUUUGUAUAUAACACGAUUAAAAAAUAUUAAACCAUUAAACGAAAAGCAAGUAGAACAUAUAACCAUGUUGGUACAAAUUAUUCGAAACAAGAUGAGAUAUCCAGCUGAUUAUAAUUUCCAGAAUUCUGAAGGCGAGAGUGAACAGCAAUUCCUUGAACUUCGAUCGAGUCUUGCUUCACAGUUUAGAAAUAUCUUUCGUCUUUGUCCUGAGAUGGUGGGAUCAUUUGUUGACACUCUUUUAAAUAAUGUCAUUCCAAAUCUCGAACGAUUUUCAUUCUCUGAUAUUGAAGUAUCAAUUCAUCUCUUGUAUCAAAUGGGUGAAGGAAUAUCUCAUACCUCUGAAGAAACAAUGAAAGCAUUUGAAAAAUUCUUUGGUCAAAUGGUUGUAUUUUUGGCUUCUAGUAAAAUAGCAAGAACAGAAAUUCAUCAAAUAGUAUCAUUAACAUAUUUUGAUACAGUAGUUAGAUAUGCCAAGAAUAUACCAUCUACAACAGAAAAUCUUACAAUGAUAUUGGCAUCAUUUUUAGAUGGAAGAGGAGUUCAUAGUCGAAACCCAAUCGUCAGAAGUCGAGCAGGUAAUCUUUUAAACAAAUUGGUCAAACAAUUAAAGAUACAACUUUUCCCCUUUAUCAACAAUAUAAUCGAAUCACUCAAGAACCAUUUGAUCAUAUCAUAUGACAUUCAAAAGGAAGUACCGCAGUGCAAACCUCCCACCACAAGACGAACAAAACUAUGUCGAAAAGAUCUUGUCGCAUCCCUACAAAAGAAUGGAAGAGAUCAUCUCGAGGGAACUUUACAAACCGAUACAAAGGAAUUACCAUACCACUCUACGCAACUCUACCAAUUGAUCUCUGUCAUUGGUACUUUUAGUAAAGGUUUCUCUCCUUUUAAUUUUUCAACCAACCAACCAAAACCAGAACCAUGUCCCUAUAAAAUCUACUUUACAAAAUCUUUACAAUUAAUCAUUCAAUUACCUAAUUUAUUACCUUUAAAUGAAGAUAUUAAAUCAAGAACAUAUUUUUAUUUACAUAGAAUGGUAGAUUGUUUAGGAAAUGAUUUAAAACCAAUGUUGACAACGAUUUUACCAACAUUAUUAAAUCAUAGUAGUCAAAAGAUUGAAAACAUUAGCGAAUUUAUACUUUUUAUCAACCAAUUGAUGAAUAGAUUCAAAGAUUCAAUCUCGUCAAUCAUGAAUGAACUGUUGUCACCGAUUAUUAUGCGUGUCUACAAACCGAUUGAACAAUCAGCCGUUUCACCACCAGAACCCAAUAGUGAUGAAGAAAGAGCCAUUGCCGAACUGCAAAAGACCUACUACACCUUUUUGGUGACAGUUCUCUCAUCAUCGCUGUCUGCUGUUUUUACCACAUCUUCUAACCUUCCAAUGCUCCCGGCCAUCCUCACCAGUGUUAUCAACGGAUGCACAAAUGCAAACGACGCCUUGCAAAAGACAUCGUUUACCAUUGUCAGAAAGAUGACCGAAGAAUUUGGACAAUCAGGCAACAAACCUAUCGAAGGGUUUGGCACAUUUGUCUAUGAAAGCGUGUUACCAGUUUGUUUCCAAGUACCACUCCAACCAAACUACAAUAUGCUCGAACUCCAAGAGAUUAUCAAGACACUCAAAUUGAUUGGAGCAAAAUAUGGCCACGAGAUUGUCAUCACCUAUCUAUCUCAAAAAUACCUCCCACUCUACAGCACCAUCAUCAACAAAUCCGCCUCUGAACAAAUUCUUUCACAAUUCUCUCGCCUUUUGCCACCAACAACACCAAACAAGGAUUUCCAAGAGUUUUUUAAAAACUUUAUCAAACAAUUGAAAUCUUCUCCAAAAUAA